UUAUUGUCCCGGUCACACUGAUUUCUAGCCGGCACAUUGAUUUGAUAAACUCUUCAAUAUGGAGUCGAGUUUUAAGGAGCUGUAUAAAAAGGGCCUGGAUACGGGUGAGCAGCAGAAGCAGCGCCAAAAGGAGCUGCUAAAGCAGCAGAAACUCCGCCGACAGCAGGAACAGGAUGACUACCGUCCGCUGCAAAAGCAGGAGAAUACGGUGCCAAGGAAGAAAAGCGGGAAACGUUCUGGUCACCAAAAAGGCAUCCCGUACAGACCACAACUCUCGGAGUGGCUGCGCCAUAAGCCCGAUGAUCUCAGCGAGUGGCAGCUGGUACCUUGUCCAGUGGGCAAAAGGUGCCUCGUGGUGGCAAACAAGGGGCUCACCAAAGUGUACUCCAAAGGGGGCUGGAUGUUCGCGAGUUUCCGAUCCUCGCUGCCCGGCGACUGGCAGCUCCAAAAGGGUGAAACAAUACUAGACUGCGUGUACGUUGAGGACGCUGACACCUUCUAUGUGCUGGAUGGCAUAUCAUUUGGCCUACAAGAAAUGCAGGAGUGCGAGGCGUCCUUUCGUUUUUAUUGGCUGCGCGCACGAUUCGAGGAGCAUGAUUAUGCCAAGAUUAGCGAUCACAACGAAAAGAAAUUUAAGCUCCUGGAUCACUUCGACUUCGAGGACACCUCUGCUGUGGAGCAGGCUCUGCAUAAGUAUCCCAUUUUCCCGGAGAACAAGCCAGUCCUAGAUGGCUUCCUAUUUUACCAUAAAGAGGCUAGUUAUGUGUGUCGGGAAACUCCCUUAGUAUGCUGGCUGUUUCCAUUUAUGAUGGAGGAUGUCCUGGGCUUGCCCGUUAGUAAGAGUUAUACGGCCCCGGAGGACUACCAACCCAGCCAUGUUUUGCAAUACAUGGAUACGUUUGACCGAAAGCUGGCAGAGCACAGAAGGACUCUUAAGGAGCAGAAAAAGAUUGUGAACGCGCAGAAGGAGACUCCACACACCAUGGAGGCGGAAGAGGAUGUCGAGAGCGAUGAGUACGACAGCUUAAAGCGAGUACUGGAUCAACAGCGGCGUCUGGAGCUAGGUGAACUCGACAUGGACUGUGCGGAGCCGCCAUCAGCUGAUAGCUGCUAGGCCGAAUGGGCAGCGGU
Molecule: messenger RNA, 1131 nt
Organism: Drosophila sechellia
Lineage: Eukaryota; Metazoa; Arthropoda; Insecta; Diptera; Drosophilidae
Gene: Snup
Product: snurportin-1
Exons: 1
Coding region: 59-1114 (351 amino acids)
Biological process (GO): snRNA import into nucleus
Cellular component (GO): nucleus; cytoplasm
Source: RefSeq, a predicted model, not a curated record